Brenthis ino (lesser marbled fritillary) is the source of this 4464-nucleotide messenger RNA. The record is from the annotation of a GenBank genome assembly. NCBI's taxonomy places the organism in Eukaryota, Metazoa, Arthropoda, Insecta, Lepidoptera, Nymphalidae.
AUGAAGAGUUCUAAUAUCAACCUCCUGACUCUAUCAUCAGAUCAGCUUGUUGGUAAUAAAUUAAAAAUAAAUAUGUUGAGACAUACUCGUAGACACACAUCACCAUCUAGUUCCAUGUCUGGAAGUUGGACAACAAUGGAGGCUGACACUUUGUCGCUCCGUAAGGCAGCACCACAAUGGUCAUUAGCGGGAGACAAACAGUUACUUGGCAUGUUAGAAAAGAUACAUCAGACAAUAGUAACAAAAUGUCAAGAUACGAAUGCCCAAUUGGAAGCCAUGGUGGAUGCGCUAGACAAUGCCAGUGUAGAUCUACAAAAUGUAAACAACAAAUUUAUGGCACUAAGCAACAGUCAGUUUGUUGAGAGUAGAGUGUAUGAUGAUGAUGUCGAUGUUGCCGUUGAAAAUAUUCAAAAGCAAGAACCACCAAAAGUACCGACAACAGAAAACAAUACGGAAAAAAUAAAACUAGCGCUACAGAAGCUGGAAUUGAUGCACGAACCAGUGCAUAUUCUGGACAGCGACAGCUCCGACGACGAAGAGGAAACAAGGAUGGUGCUAAAACCAAAAGACAUGUACUCUCACCGACCACUACCAUAUAUUAUUGGAUCCUUCGCUUGGAAAAGCAAAUGGCAUGCGGGUCUGCUACCGGAGGAGAGUGACAGCGACAGCUCGGCGUCGCGUGACGGCGGCGAGGAGCAGUACUCCGCCUCCGAGCCGGAGCCGGAGCCCGACGCGCCGCAACAGCAGACUAUAUCGUCAUCAUCAUCAUCAUCAUCUCUGCUAUCAGAGGAGCCGUCGGUGGUGAAGCAGAAGCCAGCAGAUAUCGCUGCAGAAAUUUCCAGAAGAUUGGCCGGACCACCCGUGAAGGUACCAACAUCUCCGCUUGAAGCUGUGGUCGGAGAACAGCCGGCUCCGGCCGCGGGGAAAGUGUACAGAAUGGACGUGCCUACAACAGCCACAAUCUUCCCAGACGAACCUCCCCCGAUAGACAAUGUGGAAUCUGACUAUUCGGAUGAUGAUAUUUUCGCUGAACUGCACAAAAAGCCACAUCAAAAUAAGCCCAGCCAAUACAAAGCGGACAUAAUGGAUGAUCUCUUCGGGAACAACAUAAGCGAUGAUGUUGGAAAUGUUGAAGGUUAUAUGAAGUCCACGACUGUACGUGACAAGUCGCCUAUUUUCGAUGAUAUUUCGGAAUCAAGACCAAUCACAGAAAUUCCAACACAUAAGCCAAUUUCAGAUACCGAAAGUAAUUUAAAGAAACCUGUCGGAGGCAUUUCAUUAUUUGGAACAAAUAAAGGUGCCGAGAGCAUCGGUGCCGCCAUUUUAAAACGAAACCAACGUAAAUCUUCUUCAGAAGAAGAAACUGAUGUCACAGAUAAUAAACAUAUUGAAAAGGCACAAGGCGAAAAGCCAAAAGAACCUCUUUCAGAUAGUAAAAAGAUAAUUGAAGAUCUAUUCGCUAAACCUGUGAAGAAAAAUGAAAAAGAUUUUAAAAGUAAAAAGCCUGUUGUAAAUCAGGUUAUAAAUAAAGAACCUGCACUCGUACAAAGUGUUAAAACCACAGAUAAAAUAGAUUUGUUUAGUGAUAAUCUGUUUGAUGAUAUAGAUGAUAUUUUCACAACGAACGUCAUUUCAAAACCGAAAGUGGAUAAAAACACGAAAUCUAUUUUUGAUGACGACGAUCUUUUCUCAGAAAUUACAGAAAAAUCUGAGAAACCAAUCAAAAAAGAUACUAAAAGCAUAUUUGAUAGUGACGAUGAUCUGUUCACUGAAAACGAUAAAGUUGCAACGAAAGCUAGUUCUAAACCUGCCACAGCUACCACAUCUUCACAUAAAAUAAGUGAAGAAGCUAACAAAAAAGUAAAGAAUAUAUUUGAUGAUGAUAGUGAUGAUGGUCUGUUUUCCGAUGUUAAAGUGACCAAAAGUAUUAAUACAAAAUCUUUAAGUAGUAAAAUACAAAGUGAUAAUACAAAUACUAAAACAAAUAAAAAUGAUGAAGAAAUUGUUCACAAUAAAGAAAACAGAUUGGAAACAGAUAAAGAUGUAUUGAGUUUUAAUAUUCCUGAAACAAAACAAUUCCAAAGUGCAAGUUUAUUCGAUGAUGAAGAUGAUGAAUUAUUCAAUACCACAAAAAAUAUUGAUCAAAAUAUUAAUAGACCAGAAAGUUCUAGCAAAGUCUUUGAUACUGAUGACAGUUACAAAACUGCAAACAAAGCUAAAGAUGACGCUAAAUCACAAUCUAAUAACAAUUUAGAAAGUAAAGAAGCCUCGAAUGUCACACAGAUGAAAACUAGCGAUACAUUUGAAAAUAAACAGCAGAUUUCAGUAAAAGAAAUAAGCAAAGAAAAUACAACUGAUUAUGAUUCUAAUAUACAAGAUAAUGAAGUCGUGCAAGUCAAUGAAGCUAAUGACGAAAAUAUGUCCACGCCAGAGCAAAAUAAAGAGAAAGAGGAAUGUAAUGAUAUAUUUAAAGAUAAUAUUUUAAAAGAUGAACCUAAUUUGAACAGAUUAACAAAUGUAUCCAACACACAGCAACAGUCGCAAGACUUACUCUCUGAAUCUAAAGAACCAGACCUGUUCACUGAUAUUUUCGCGGAUUUACCUCCAGCUUUUGAAAAACCAAGUGAACCAAAAAAAAGUAAAAAUGUCAACGCAUUGUUCGAUGAUGAUUCUGAUGAUGAGACAUUAUUUUUCAAAAAAGAUGAUGUUAUUAGUGAUGAGAAACCAGAGAUAAACUUUGACAAUGAUAGGUUUACAAUAUUUCAUGACGAACCUCCAGAUAUUGAUGUAGAUUUUUCUCAAAAACCGUUAAAGACAUCACACGAUAUGCUCAAAGAUAAUAUAUUCAAUGAAGAUAAUUUUAAAGAUGAAGACGAUGAUAAACCUAUGGAAUACGUACUACCUCAAGACUUAGACGAUACAAUCACUAAAAGUGAUAGCAAUACCGAAGCAGUGCAUAGUUCAAACACAAAAGAAGAAAUCAAAAAGGAAAAUAUAGAUAUUUUAAAACUUUUAGAAGAUGAAAAGGCUGAUGGUGAUAGUGACAAAUUAAAACAUAACAUUUUUCAAGAUGAUAUUAAAAUAGAGAGAAAAGAAACACAAUCAAAUGAAGAUAAUUUAGAUUCUUCAGGAGAAUACGAAACUAAAAAACCAAUAGGGAAACUUAAACCUAUGAACUUCAACAUUAAUGUCAGUACCUUAUUACCAGGCGCUUCGCCUAAAAAAUCUAAAGCAAAUGAAGAAAUAGACGGACAAAGUGUAUCGACCAAGAGUAAUGAAGAAUUAAAUAUACACAGCCCAUCAAGAGACUCGAAAAGUGAGUCUUUAGACUCUAAAAUGGUGAAAUCAGUUAGUUUUGAUGGAGAUCCAGAUUCGGAAGUUUUAGAUAACAAAUUGUCUAAAGAAAGAGCUAAAAUCCAGGUUAAAAGACGUCCCUCAACACGAAGAGCCAGAUUAGAAGCUGUUAGAAAAUCUAGAAUAGAUCUAGGAUCUGAUUCGACAGAUAAUUCAGGUUCUUUUGAUGAGUCUAUGCCUAGAAAAAAUGAUAUGGAUGAAAUUGACAGCAGUUUAGAAACAUAUAAAAGUAAAAACAGAUCAGAGGAAAAUAGUGUUUCAAUGCACACAGAAUUUAGAAAUGUAGAUAAUAAAAACACAACAGUUAACAAAAAUCUAGAUACUAAAACAGAAGUUAAGUCAAAAAUCGUGUAUAUAUUAAACGAUGAAGAUAUAUUUUCUAAUACUGCAAAUAAACAAGUAACCGAUGAUGAGCCAAAUAAAAAAGUAUUAAACAUCGUCGAUGACGAUGAUGAAGAUUUAUUUAAACCAACAAAAAGUAGUUCUCAAAAAGAAAAAGAUCGUAAUUUAGCAGUAAUUGGUGCAUCUAGUUUGAAAGAUACUGGAACGGAAAGUACAAAAGAGCAGUUUAACUCUGAUAAGUCGUUAUUUUCUAAUCCUACAGAUAAAGAAGUGAUCAAUGAUAAACCAAAUAAGAAAAUCUUAAACAUCGAUGAUGAUGAUGAUGAAAAUUUAUUUAAAGCAACCAAUAAUAAUUCUCAAAAAAAUAAAGAAAAAGACUUAAAAAGAAUAGAAGCAAACAAUACGUUAAGUUUGAAAGAUACAGAAAAUGUUACCAAAAAAGACGUAAUUCAACAUAAAAAAUCGCUUUUCGAUGAUUCUGACGAUGAUGAAGAGCUUUUUAAAAACAAUAAAAUAGAUAAAGUAAAAAAAGCUAAAAUUUUCGAUUCGGAUAGUGAAAACGAAUUAUUCGCAAAUCAAAAGAAAAUUGAAAAGAAAGAAAUACGAAAAGGUCCCUUGUUUGAUGAUGAAAGUGACGACGAUCUGUUUGGAACAAAAACCGCGAAAGUCUUUGAUACAAAAACGCAACCAUCAAAACCCAAAGAAACAAAAAGUAAGUCAACGGAACCUGUGUUCGAAGACCCCUUGUCUAUGUUAGAAGAUGACAGC